Molecule: messenger RNA, 1353 nt
Organism: Acaulospora colombiana
Lineage: Eukaryota; Fungi; Glomeromycota; Glomeromycetes; Diversisporales; Acaulosporaceae
Source: the annotation of a GenBank genome assembly
AUGUCGUCAAAGAGAGCUCGUUCAACUUCCGUUAAUUUUACCAAACAGUUGGACGACGGGAGCGAACGUACGAAUGAUGGGAAAGUUGCAGGAGAGGGAACCAAAAAACAAAAGCUCGUCACUUCAUCGGCCAGAAAGUUAUCUGCUGCUGAUGGAUCCACAGAACCGCCAACGAAACGUGGAUCAUCGUGUAUUAAUGAAAAAGGCACCAGUGUUAGAAAUUGUUUGAUGUGGUUUAGAACAGAUUUAAGGGUAAAAGAUAAUGUCGCGUUGUAUCGAGCUUCGUCGCUUGUCGCCACUGCCACGGGGACACCCCAGGGCAAUUAUCUUUUCGCAUUGUUUAUCAUAUCACCCGAAGAAUGGAAGUCCCAUGAUAUCUCACCCGCGCGAGUCGAUUUUUGGAUUCGCAAUUUGAGAGAGUUAAGGAAAAAGUUGCUGGAGUUAAACAUCCCGUUGAUCGUUCAGAUUGUGGAGAAUGCCAAAAAUGUAGCCUCCACCGUUAUCGAAUGGUGUCAAAGAUUGAAUGUGAGUCAUGUGUUUGCCAAUAAGGAGUAUGAGGUGGACGAAAUGAGAAGGGACAAUCGACUGCUCAAUACGGCCAUCGUGAAUUCAAUUAAAGUUGAAUUUUUACAUUCACAAUGCGUCGUAGAGCCAGGGUUACUUUUAACAAAGGUUGGAAAGAACAAAGGCAAGACCUAUACAGUCUAUACACCCUUCAAAAACUCUUGGAUCAAAUUUGUCGGUUCAAAUAUUUCUCUGUUGGAUUUGGUUCCCGAUCCUUUCGCGAAUUCUAGCGAAAUCCUAGAUUCACACCCAGAAACUUUCAAGUUCGACAUACCCGAGUUAAUUCCGAAGUUUAGUUUAGACACAAUACCCACCCGUGCUCAAGAAAAUUUUCCCGCAGGAGAAUCUGAGGUUCAUCGAAGACUCGAACAAUUCAUUUCGGAUCGAAUAGACAAGUAUCAUGAGGCCAGAGAUAUUCCUUCACAAGAUGGAACAUCAAGUUUAUCUCCAUACAUUGCAUCAGGAAUUAUUUCGACCCGUCAAUGCGUGUUGGAGGCGUAUUUGGCAAAUAGUAGAAAACUCUCGGGUGGAAAGAUUGGUGUUGUAAAAUGGAUCGAGGAAAUAGUGUGGAGAGAAUUCUAUCGUCAUGUAUUAGUGGGAUUUCCUCACGUUUGUAAGAAUCAACCUUUCAAAUUACACAUGAACAACAUUGAAUGGAAUGAUGACGAGGAACAUUUUCAAAGAUGGUGCCAGGGAAAAACUGGUUAUCCGAUUGUCGAUGCAGGUAAAACAACAAACCCCUCGGCUCUGCAGUUUAGUUGGGAACGAAUUCACAAUUUACGGAUCUAG